CAGAAACCACAGACCGAUGUGUAUUACCGAGGCAUGAACGUAGGAAACCGGGAUCAAGAAUCGUCUGGCUUUUGGUGGACUAUUUACAGAGUCGGACGCUUCUGUUUAUAAUGUGCAUGUAUUGCCCAGGUAAUACCAGACUUCUUAGCAUGAUUCACAGCGAAGCUUGGUCUCUUCUUCCGCAUUAACUAGUACCACUGCACCAAUAUCACAAGUAUUGGCUUCAGUCACCAAUUCAACCCACAGAAUCACUGUGCUAGAGGUGUCCGCCCAGGAGAGGGCAUCACUAGGAGAUACCAGAGUUCACAGCCACACUACCCGAAGGCCAAUGUGGUGAGCUCCGAAACGACACCGGGACACCAGCAUUACAGUUACGAUGAGACAGAAGGCUGGGACUGCACACAGCAGUCAACCACCGACAACACCGCCAUUCCAGUACCUGGAUGAGCUACGGCAACCCCGCUGCAAGGAUGGACGUGAUCAGUUUGAUGAGUAUGUCCGACAAGGCAUGAUAGACAGUGCUGAAGAAGGUAAACUCCUUCAUGCAAGGUGGCUAGACGCCAGGAAGAACCAGACUGAUGAAGCUGAUGAAGUUGAUUAUUUUCCCGAUAGAAAGUAUCCUAUUGCUGACGUGAAUAGAGAUCUGAAAGAGAUCUCCGAGUAUGGUAUGACUGUGGAGCAGCUGGGGAAAGCUCCCAAGUAUGCUCCUCUGUUGGCCUACAAAGCCCGUCGGGAAGCAGAGAUAUCCGCAGCGCAAGAAGAGGAACAGGCAAAACAAGAUCAACGUAGGUGGCAGGACAGGUUGACUCAGCGCCCGGACUAUCCAGAACAUGUCCAGGACUGUGCACGGCUAACACAGGAGGUAUGUGAUGCCUACCUGGAGAACCGCCGCCGCCACAGCAUCAAGCACUCCAACAGUGAGCCUGUGAAUCAAGACGACGUCAACGCUAAGCCUAUGCCACAUCUCUUUUCGCAUGAGGAGUGGACGGAAAUCGAGCCGCGGAUGCAAGAAGAGGCAGUAGCAGCGGCUGCAGCACGUAAGGCAAGCACAAAACAGCAGAGUAUACUUCCGCCGCCACGUUCACCACUCAAGUCAUCUUCAACGCCGUUAGUAGCGGCAGCAGCAGCAGUAGUUGCAACUCCACCGGCCCCACGCCGGUAUCCACCCGCCUUGCCCGGCUCUACAGCAUGGAAACGAUUACCGGUAGUUGUGUGCAAAAUACCCGACUGUCUCUUCAGACAUGAGAAUCAGGAGAAAAGAAAGGAAGAAAUCCAGCGUCGCCAAGAGGCCAAGGAGGAGGCACUCAAGCAGCUUGAAGCCUAUGCAGAAGAAACCGAAGCUGCAUUCAAACAAGUAGCGUUAACAGACGCCGCAAAGGUUUCUAAACAAGAGGAAACCACCGAUACAUUGAAGAGUCCACGACCUUCUGCAGCGAAAAAGAAAACCACCACCGCACUGUGCCAGCAUGGAAAACUAGGUACAAAACCUCACGCUCGCGCUCAGUUGCCUCCCGUACAACCAGAGCGUUACACCUACCUUGAGCGAUUCGAAAUGCAUGGGAAGUCUUUGCUGCGACCAAAACCUGCGGUGGAUAAGAGACUAGUAGCGGAACUGCUGAGACCGUUCAAGCCGCCGUGGAAAUUUGUACUCGCCCUUUCCAAGAAACCUGACCUCUAUCCCAGAGUGAAGAAAGUAAUCGAGGAAGUGUUUGUGGACGAGACGCAGACAUGUCCGUUUGGGCGAGUCAUUCGCGACCAAUGGCUACGUGACAAGCUUGUACAAGAGCAGUUAAAACUGCAGUCCAUCUUGGACCUAAAGCAAGCCAUGAAGACUGAGCUGAAGGAGUUCUACCCCGCCACUCAGAAGGAGGCCGACCGUCAACGGCGGCAGAACGACCAGGAACGAUUUGACGACCUCCAGUUCUGGAAACGCAUUAUACACUUGCGCGACAAGGCCUAUUUCCAAGAGCUGAGCACGCACGUGGAUGUACUGCGUAACCGCUGUCAGCAAAUAGUUCGUGAUCUUGUGCCGCCGAAGAUCCCGGACAAAGUCAAGGCUCGCUAUCUGGAUAUACCGGAGUAUGUACCUGAGAGACCAUCGUUAGAAGCACGGCAUAUGCCCAUGGUGGGUGAGUCCUUUGAUGUCAUGAGAGCCCGCAAACAGUUUAAAAGGCACAAAUGGGAACUUUGAUGGGAAAAUGUUGGCUGAGAAGCAGAAAUAGUGACACCAACAUUGUGGUGAGAUGACGUGCUCGCAUCUCCAAGUAUGAUGAGUGACAGUUUUGAGCACGUCGGGCUGAUUCAGAGGAAAUCGAUUGAGUGAAACGGAAAGCAAAGCAGCCCGGCAGCAAGUCCUCCGCGAUCAUUACCAUGGCCGGCCUGCCAGCACCUGUACACACGUGUAUAGGGACAGCUUGUUCUGCUUGAUUGCAAGUAGUCACCAUGCAGGCUCCUGUUGUGUGAGCGUGUUAUCGUCCCAUGAUCACGGAGGUGAUUGCCGGCUCAGACACUACAAAAGUUACAGUAUUGGUAACUGGUCAUUUUAAAGUUGAACAUAUGCAUACGGUCCGUACAAACAUAUGCAUACGGUCCGUACAAACAAAUGCAUACGGUCCGUACAAACAUAUGCAUACGGUCCGUACAAACAUAUGCAUACGGUCCGUACAAACAUAUGCAAAACUUGAGGUCCCUACAGUCUCCACAGUCUCCUUC
Molecule: messenger RNA, 2712 nt
Organism: Sycon ciliatum
Lineage: Eukaryota; Metazoa; Porifera; Calcarea; Leucosolenida; Sycettidae
Exons: 2
Coding region: 377-2191 (604 amino acids)
Source: RefSeq, a predicted model, not a curated record